GUUGAGUGUACUGCGGAGGGUGAGGCUGAGGGGGAUGGACGGUUGAAGGUAUUGAGGGAGAUGGCGCUGGGUGAGCAUAGAUAAUCAAUCCAUUCCCACGCGCGCAGUAUUAGAUGUCCCGAUCGGGUUAGCGCGCGAGAUGCCAGUGUCAACUCAAAGUUCAUAUCUCGAGAGAGAACAAGGCGACGGACAUGCGCCAUGGCGAUAAUGGGAUCCCUAGUCAGAGGUAAAAGGGGGGUUGACCACGGUUCGCAACCCUGCACGCACUCUACAACCCCCGAGUUCUGAGCGUCUGCUCUUGAUAUGUCCGAACAUCACCAAGUGCUGGACCUCACUCCCACGCCCUUCCACCACACAGGUUCGCCUUACAACGUACCCACAUCCCCUCCUCCGCCUUGGCGCUUCGCCGCUGGUUCGUCGUCGCACCAGAGAUAUUACGGGUAUGCUCAUGGGCCUCAGUUACUUGGUCACGAGAAGCCUCGUCCGAGGUCCAUCGAGGAGGCAGUUGGGGGUUCUCAGUCCCUUCUCCUCCAGGACCAAGAUCAAGAGUCGAUGAGGACGUCGAGUCACCAUGCGCUCUCCUCCUCUUCUAUCGGUCACGGCUAUGACCAGAGGCCGCACUCGCAACAUACCCUCUCCCCUUCUUCCCACCACACAUUGUCCUCAUCCCCCGCUCCAACCGGAUCUGUCGAGUAUCAGAACGGGUCGUCGUACUCGUACGCAGGUGCAGAGUACACCCACCGCUCUAACUCCUGGCACUCCCACUGGGACCCCCGGCCCGACCUCGCACUCCCAGCGCCGCCAAACCAUCCAGUAUCCUGGCUCCCACCGCCCCCGAACUCGUUGUCCUCUCCAGUCGGUUGGAGAUACCAACCCCCGGCGGCCCCACCACCCCCAAACUCCCGUAACGGGGCUGUGAUGGUGGAUCCGGUCCCGCAGGAACCCAUGUUGUUUUCGUAUCAUCGUGGAGGAGGAGGGUACCAGUUACCGAUUUUGAGGGAGAGUGGGAAGGGGCAGGGGAUCUUUUUUGCUCCGAUUGUGCUUGGGGAUGGACAUGAGCCGAGCAGCAGCAGCGUCGGUGACGAAGAGGUGGAGGGACACGAGACCUCCGUCCAGGACGCCCAGAUGCGGUCGGGUUUGGAGGAUGAGAGAGUUGUGUUUGUUUCGGGGAAGGCUGGAAGUACCACCGGGGCUACGCCUGCUCCUGUCGACGUUUCCAACAUUGAUCCGGUCGCGAUGAUCUUGACCGAUGCUGCUGUUCUCGGUCACCACGCGGGUAGUCCCACCUUAAACAGGUCUGGCGGCGGAAGACCUACGACCGCGCCUCGUAAGUCGAGGAUCAACGACACGCCGAAGCAAGCUGGGAUUCAGCAGACGCCUAGUAUCACUUCGGGUCCGUUGCCGGCUGAUCGUGUGAAAGUCACCGAGGACACGAAUGGGAAUACGUUGUUAUCCUUUACGUAUUCGUUGCAGAGGCACAAGACGCUGUAUACCAUCCUCACCGAUAUAUCGUCCUGUCCGCCUCCGUCUGGGCUCUCGGAGGAUUUCAAGAAGGAUCAUUGUGUCUAUCCCAAGGCUGUGGUCAGUGAUGAGAGCGAGUAUAAAGGCGUGAGGUGGAGGUAUGAGACGGAGUGUAAUCGUCUUGCUUGGGGUUUGUGUUGGGUUAACCCGUGCCUCAGGGGCCGUCGUGGGUUAAUUCAACGUGCGGUCGAUUCGUGGAGGAACAAGGAACCUGGGAUGAGGAGUCGUAGGAUCAAGAAAGCUGCGAAGAGGAUGGCGGAUGAGGAGGACGAGGUUGGUAACCCGAAGAAGGCGAAGGUUGUGACGGAGUUGACGAAGAUCCCGGUGCUUGGGGGGGAUGUUGACCAACUUGGAUCAUGGGAGGCGCUGGCUGCUGGGAUUCCGGAGAGGGAGGUGGAGGUUGACACUGCUCUGGCAGAUGGAGCCGAGGAAGCCGAAGUGAUUAUGAAGACUGUUCACAAGAAGACUGGGCCAAAGUACCUUUUGAUGGCGGACCCGUUGAGGCCGGGUGCGAGGGUCAGGGUCAAGGUCUUGGUUUCGCACGUCAACUUGGUGGCCAUCCCCGAUGAUUUCCGCCGCAAGCACUGUCUCUUCCGCUCCGCUUUCGGGAUCAACCGCGAAGAUCUCGACGAAGUUCAGAAAGCUGAAUACGACCUUAAGAUGAUGUUCAACGAACUCGGCUGGCGUCUUGCCUGGGCCAAUAUCCGCGUUUUUGCCGAUAGGCCGUUGUAUUUGGCGAGGGCGGUUGAUAUGUGGAGGAGGAGGUUGGCGGAGGUUAGGCAGGAUCCUACCGAAGAUAUUGGCGGGAAGUUUGGGGAUUGGUUGAAAUUGGGGCCGCCAAGGACUGCGAAGGAGGAGUUUUUGAGCAGGAGGAGGCAUGAGAUGCGGGUCGAGUCUGAGGGGGAGGAUGAAGUUCGUUAAGAUUUUGGACUCUUGGUGAUGCGGGAAAUGGAGAGGUAGUCCUGAGGAAAAAAAAGGUUAUUGGUGUCUCCAUUCGGGGCUCGGUGCGCAGCGAGGAGUAAU
Messenger RNA from Saitoella complicata NRRL Y-17804, 2544 nucleotides. RefSeq lists its product as uncharacterized. The coding region runs from base 304 to 2442 and encodes 712 amino acids. The transcript has a single exon. The record is from RefSeq and is a predicted model, not a curated record. Lineage: Eukaryota; Fungi; Ascomycota; Saitoellomycetes; Saitoellales; Saitoellaceae.